AUGGCGUCGAUUCGAGUCCAUUCCUAUGAAUCGCUCGUUUCAUUUCUGGAAAAAGGAGUAGACGUAAGGUAUUUCUUUAACAUUUCAAGCUGUGUACAGCCCUCGUCGCCUCCACCGUUUAAAGACAUUCCAGUUGUAGGUGGGAAAAUCAGAUACUUCAGUGCUAGUGAAAAUUCGGGUGAUGAUCCGGGUACAACGGUGUUUAAUAACAUGGAAUACAUCGAUGAAAAUUAUAACGAGCCGAAUAAAGAAAUACAUACAUUUUGGAUUGUCAACGAUACAGCGAAGAUAUUUUGGGCGAAACCUGGCUUCUUUGUGAACAACACUGAUUUCAUUGGAGGAAUAUCUUGUGACUGGACUAAAGGACAGGGAAAUGUAUGGGUAAAAUUGCAUGCACAACAAGGAAAGUUGACAUCAUCUCAGGAGAUUCAGACUUCACUGACAUUUGGUGACGAAGUGGGUUGGGUUGUUAACCAAACUCAGUGUCAAUGCCCCGGGGGGUGUCAAAAUGGGAUCAUGGGUGACACAAUCAGAGGUUUCAAAAUUAUGAAAGACGGAUCUAUCAAUUUCUCUACCUCAAUGACAACAACAUUUCCGCUGGUCUGGAACUAUAUACGACUCAUAACGUUUGUUCAAGUUCAUGCAAAUAACACUGCAACAUUUGUAACAAGACAUUUGGAUGCACCAACAUGGGAACAGGAUGAUAUUGAUGUAAUGCACUGUCCAAUACAUUCGGAAUCGAAUGCAAAGGGAGCUAGAUUCUCUUUGUGA
Molecule: messenger RNA, 771 nt
Organism: Saccostrea echinata
Lineage: Eukaryota; Metazoa; Mollusca; Bivalvia; Ostreida; Ostreidae
Exons: 5
Coding region: 1-771 (256 amino acids)
Source: RefSeq, a predicted model, not a curated record